AUGUGGCACGAGUGGACACCUGGUGUGGAGAGCGUGCAAGACCUGGUGCUUCAAAAUGUGGCCCUCGUGACCCAGAAGGUGAAGUUCAAGCUCCCGCCGACGAAAGAGUUCGACAUGCCUUACCCCGAGCCUUUCAAGCUGGCGCCCGGCAUGAAGAAAGUGAUACCGAUCAGCUUCCGGCCAUCGAAGUAUGUGCCGCACGUGGAUCGCGUGCAGAUAGUUACCAAGGGGGGCAGCUUUUUCGUGACAGUCAAGGCUGUGGUGAAAGAUGUCGCGCUGUCCGUGCCGCACUUCUUGGACUUCGGCCUCUGCCCGACCAUGGAGCGUUCACAGCAGCAGAUUGAGGUGUACAACACCGGCACCCUCAAGGCCUCGAUGAAGUGGCAUGCCAGGGCCCCGUUCACCGUGCGAUGCCCUGCAAAUGCCGUGGAUGUGGGCCAGUCGGUGCGCUGCACCAUCGAGUUCGAGCCGAAGACUGCUUCGGUAUUUGAUGGCCUCAUUGCCUGCGAGGUCGCCUCAGGAGCUCCUGUGGCCGUGGAGGAGGACGAGGAGAGCAGCGCCCGCGCACCAGAGGUGAAGCAGUACGCCUUGCAAUGCACCGGCGUGGGCAAAAU
Molecule: messenger RNA, 614 nt
Organism: Symbiodinium natans
Lineage: Eukaryota; Dinophyceae; Suessiales; Symbiodiniaceae
Source: the annotation of a GenBank genome assembly